Molecule: messenger RNA, 1198 nt
Organism: Gekko japonicus
Lineage: Eukaryota; Metazoa; Chordata; Lepidosauria; Squamata; Gekkonidae
Gene: HPCAL4
Product: hippocalcin like 4
Exons: 4
Coding region: 83-658 (191 amino acids)
Molecular function (GO): calcium ion binding
Source: RefSeq, a predicted model, not a curated record
GGAGAAAGCGCUGCCAGAGGCGUCUGCCUGCCACCCUUCAUAAGCCGGAGAAGGCGCUCCAGAGCGGCUGCGGGAAACAACAAUGGGCAAACACAACAGUAAGCUGGCCCCCGAGAUGUUGGAUGACCUGGUGAGGAGCACAGAAUUUAACGAGCAAGAGCUGAAGCAGUGGUACAAAGGCUUCCUGAAAGACUGUCCCACAGGCAUCCUCAACCUGGAGGAAUUCCAGCAACUCUAUAUCAAGUUUUUCCCUUACGGCGAUGCAUCCAAGUUCGCUCAGCAUGCUUUCCGCACGUUUGACAAGAACGGUGAUGGAACAAUUGACUUCCGGGAAUUCAUCUGUGCACUUUCUGUUACUUCCCGGGGGAGCUUUGAGCAGAAGCUGAACUGGGCCUUUGAGAUGUAUGAUCUGGAUGGAGAUGGCAAGAUAACACGCUUGGAGAUGCUGGAGAUCAUUGAGGCGAUCUACAAGAUGGUGGGCACGGUCAUCAUGAUGAGAAUGAACCAAGAUGGGCUGACACCCCAGCAACGCGUUGACAAGAUCUUCACCAAGAUGGACAAGGACAAAGAUGACCAGAUCACCUUGGAAGAGUUCAAGGAAGCUGCCAAGAGUGACCCUUCCAUUGUUCUCCUGCUCCAGUGUGACAUGCAGAAAUAGAGGGGUCAGGGGCCUGGCAUGCAAUCCUGCCCUCCCCUCCCUGGCCUUGCGUCUUCUUACCCCUUCUUCUCAGAGCUGCAAACUCCACUCCCUGAGACAGGUUGGGCUUUCUCUGCAUGGCCUCUUCAGCCCAACCGAGUCCCCCCAAAUGAACCACCUACCAUUGACAACACAUACAAGUUCUUUUAGGCAAUAUUCUUGAGCCUUGCCCCAGAUCUCUAUCAGAGUUCAGUCUUUCUCAUCAUAUCUGCUGACCCAAUGUGUCCAGCGCCAGUCGUCUUUCCUUCCCCAACCAUUCAUUCCCCCCCUUUCCCCCUGAACACCAGACAUUCCCCAAGACUGUGCCAGCAAAACCUACCUUUGGUGGCCUGCCUAAAUCCAUGACUCUUGAUGCAAGAUCUUGUAAUCCCCAAAUUCUGCUUGGCUGCCCAACCUCUCUAGCAUUAGGGAGCCUUUCUUCCUCCUUGUGACCGGCAACAUAAUUUUGAGACAUGGCCCUUAAUGGCAAUUCUAGUGUGUGCUUAAUUGUUCUGGAAGCCU